GCGAAGUCAAGGUGGGCCGGUCCCAGUCGAACACUUCUGGCCCUCCGUCGCCACCGUCGGCGUCGCUCUCCUGCAGUGCUCAGUCCGUCCUGGAGCGUCCGCGCGUGGGUUAGGUGGAACCGGAGUUCGGGGCUUUAUGGAGCAGAGCCCGGCUGCGGUUGGGGCCGUUAGACGUCUCCGUAGCCAGGCCCCGCAGCAGCAGCAUCACCACCACCAUCAGGGUCCGGAAAACAACGAAGACGGGCGGCAUGGAAAGAAGUCUGCCGGAGGCGGCUGUCCGAGGCUACUGUCCGAAGCGGGCGCCUCGCUUCCGCUGCUGCUAUACUUGCUCGGGUUGCGCGUGCUCGUGCACGUCUCCUUCCAGCGGCUGGUGCAGGCGCCGCGAGACCCGAAAGAAUUCGACGCCCUUCGCGCCAGGGCAUAUCUAGAAAAUAUUACCGCAUUUGGCCCCAGGGUCGUUGGAAGCCCAGAAAAUGAAAUCCUUACUGUCAGCUACCUCUUACAACAAAUAAAAGCAAUUGAAAUUGAAAGCAGUAAUGUCCACAAGAUCUCUGUAGAUGUACAAAGGCCAACAGGCACCUUCAGUAUUGACUUUCUUGGAGGCUUCACCAGUUACUAUGAUAAUAUUACAAAUGUGGUGGUUAAACUGGAACCUAGAAGUGGAGCUGAGCAUGCAGUACUGUCCAAUUGCCACUUUGACUCUGUGCCAAAUACUCCAGGUGCCAGUGAUGACGCUGUCAGCUGUUCUGUGAUGCUAGAGAUACUGCACACACUUUCAAAAUCUCCUGAACCUUUGCAGCAUGCUAUUAUAUUCCUGUUCAAUGGUGCAGAAGAAAGCAUCUUGCAGGCUAGUCAUGGCUUCAUUACACAGCACCAUUGGGCUAAAUCAGUUAGAGCAUUUAUUAAUCUGGAGGCUGCUGGAGUAGGAGGGAAAGAGCUUGUAUUUCAAACAGGACCUGAAAAUGCUUGGCUGGUGCAGGCCUAUAUCUCUGCUGCAAAACAUCCUUUUGCCUGUGUUGUAGCUCAAGAGGUGUUUCAAAGUGGCAUCAUCCCAGCAGAUACAGACUUCCGAAUUUAUAGGGACUUUGGCCACAUUCCAGGAAUAGACCUGGCUUUCAUUGAAAAUGGCUAUAUCUAUCAUACAAAAUAUGACACAGCAGAUCGAAUUCUGACAGAUUCUAUUCAGAGAGCAGGAGACAAUAUCUUAGGAGUGCUGAAAUACUUGGCAAAAUCAGACAACCUGGACAAAUCUUAUGAAUAUCAACAUGGGGAAACUGUCUUCUUUGAUGUCUUCGGUGUGUUUAUUCUGGCUUACCCAGCUCGUGUUGGUGCCAUUUUGAACUAUGUCAUCACAGCACUGGCUGUUCUUUAUCUAGGCAAAAAAAUAUUACAGCCCAGAAUGAGAGCGAUUAAUUACCCAAGGGAACUUGCCAUUGCAUUUGUGUUUACAGUUCUGACUUGGCUCACCACUUUGCUUGGCAUCCUUAUUUUGGCAGUGUUUAUUUCUCUCAUUGGACGCUCUCUUUCUUGGUACACUCACUUCUAUGUGUCCAUUUUUCUGUAUGGAACUGCAGCCUUGGCUAAAUUGAUUUUUGUGCACACAUUGGUCAAGAGAUUUCAUUAUAAAAAUGCAAAUGAACAGUUCCUUGGAGAGAUUUUCUUCGAUGUUUCACUGAUUUUUUGGUCGAUUAUGUUGGUCUUGUUUACGUACCUAGGAAUUUGCUCAGCGUUUGUCAGUGCGAUAUGGGUAGCAUUUCCCCUACUCACAAAAUUAAUGACUUAUAAAGAGUUCAAAGAAAAAGGUGCCACAAUGAAGUUUCUUCUGAUAUACCUUCUGGGAAUGUUUGUUCCAUACCUCUACUUAAUGUACCUCAACUGGAUUAUAUAUGAAAUGUUCAUUCCCAUCAUGGGGCGCAGUGGUUCAGAAAUUCCACCUGAUAUAUUGAUGGCUUCUUUUGUUGUUGUGUCGUUUAUAUUACUUUCUUCCUACUUCCUUAAUUUCAUCUACCUUGCUAGAAGCACAAAGAAGACAGUAGUAACCUUAACUACAGUUUUUGCAGUUGUAUUUAUCCUUGUCUGCAGUGGCAUCUUCUUCCCUUAUAGCUCAGAUUUAAGAAAUCCAAGGCCUAAGCGAAUUUUUCUUCAGCACUUGAGCAGAAGAUUUCAUGAUCUGGAUGGCCACUUAGCAAAAAGCGAUUCAGGAAUAUGGGUUAAUGGACUCGACUAUGCUGGAAUUUCUCAUGUAUCUCCUCAUAUUCCUGAACUCAAUGACACAAUUAGAACAAAAUGUGAAGAACAGUCACCUCUCUGUGGAUUACCUUGGAUCCUUCCUGUGGACUAUCUUUUUAGGAAAAACUGGUAUCUUCCUGCUCCAGUGAUUGUGCCAAAGGGCUCUAUUCACUUUCAGCUUCUAUCCAAAGAGCAAAUGCCCUGGGAUUCUACCAAGUUGACUUUUGAAAUUUCAGGUCCAAGUCAUAUGUCGGUAUACCUUCGACCACAUCAAGGGGCGAUUUUGUCCAGGUGGUCCCUUGGAGAUGGAACUCCUGUUGUUAAUAUAGGGGGAGAUUACUUUGUGUAUUAUUCACAUGGGCUCCAGGCCUUGCCAUGGCGCUUCUGGAUUGAAAUGAAGGUCUCAGAUGAGCCAGUUAAAGGAAUGGUCACCCUUGCUAUAGCUGCCCAUUAUUAUUUUGGGGAAGAUCAGAAGUCACCCCAGUUACAUGCCUUAUCAGAAAGAUUUCCAAAUUGGACAUUUCACUCCAGUUGGGUCUCCACCUAUGACCAAUUUGUCUUUUAAACCAGAGAUAACAUAAAGAUCACUUGAUGAUAGAUACUGGAUAACUGCUUUAAUUUAUAGGGAGUUUGGGCAAGUCAGAGGAGACAGGAGUUUGGCAAUAGUGAAAAAUACUUUACCUACAAGGGUGUUUCUAUGGCAGCUCGGAUACCUAAAGGGUGGUGAAGUUAUCUGUUUCCUCCUUGGGAAAAGAAGAGCCUCAGUGUUUUCAUGCAGUAUGUACCACCCCAUUUCUCUCACUUGAAUGACCAAUAUGCCUGUGAUACACUUAAGAUGAACCUUAGCUUUGAGAUAUGGCUUUACGAUGGACUUCCUGAUCGUCUUGUAACAAAAGGGGCUUUUGUUCUGGAUUCUGAGCACAAUGAGUUAAAUACUCCUCCAUAGGCAUUAAAUAAUGUGAGUUCUGCCUUCCCUAAACCCUUGUCGAUCCUUUCUAAUAAUCUGAAUUAAAGCUCAGAGAUUUUUAUGAUUGUACAUCAUGGAGGAUAAGCAAGUGUUAAAUGAUUACAGUUCUGGGGUAAUGACGCCUACUUACAAUGAAUUCUGUAAUCAAAGUUCUUAAAAUUAUGAAACCAGAGAAGUUGGUGAUCAGUCUCUUUCAAACCCAUUUUUCCUAUGUUGAUCUUACUGCUCUGUUUUCUUUAUAAUACUUGUCUUUCUCCUUUCUGGAGACUUGUGCUGAUGCUUUAAAACAGUCUAUUUUCAGUAAAAGUUGGAUAAUUUACCUUCUGCUCUGUGGGGAUCAAUAAGUGUGAAGGGCAGACUUACACUUAUCAGAUGCAAACACAUACACAUUAUCUUCUACGUUAAGCACUAAGCUACCACUUUGGCCUUCUGUCAUGUUUAUGUGUUUUUGUUGUUGUUUUGUAGUCAAUAAGUGGUUGAUUAUUAACUUUUAUUUCUUAUGAGUUUUUCAUAGUUGAAUUAGGAAAUCUCAUAGGAAAUCCCAUUGCAGUACAACUGUCUAAAAGUAGAAAAUGUGCUCUGAAAAAAAUUGAAUGAGCUAGUGCAGCACAAAGUUUGAGUACCUGACAAAUGUGUCACUGCUUUUUAAAAAAAUUCUCCAUAGCCUUUUCAGCAUAAUAAUCUAAAUAUUCAAAGCCACAAUAUUUCUGUGCACUCAAAAAAAGCAUGCUUGUGGAAGAAAUGUAUACUGGCCGGAAAGUACCUUUCACUUCUAGAGAGCAGAACGGAGGCUGAAAACAGAAUUAACUAGGGCCCUUUUGCUGGUGAAUAUAAAAAGCAAACACGUUGUUUAAAAUAAACUCUUUGCUUUCUGAAUAAGAUGAUAGAUUAGUUGUAGAAAGUAAUUCAAACAUAAACAUCCGGUCACUUUGUCCUCUAUUUGCCAUCUUAUGAAAAAGAAAACAUGUAAUUCUUUUUACUUUCUUAAGUCCUUGGUACUCAAAUGAUCUGGAUUAUAUAGUCCUUUGUUGACAGAAGGUAGAAAACCAAUACUUGUACAUGCUGUUGUGUAAAUAUUUGGUAUGUCGCUACUUGGCUUAUUUUCUCUAAAGGGGCUUUACUACUUUGAAUAUCUACAGUGCCUGUGGGUAGAAAAGCAAUGCUCCAUCUCCCAUUACAGGUGUGGUUUCAGCUUAUGAAGUUAGGCUGCCCCCUUGAGAGCAUAGAGAGAAUUGCUGCUAAGAUGCCAAAUCACACAAGAGUCCAAAGAUGACUCCUUGCGUAUGUGCUCCUAUUCAGGAUGAUAUUCUGUGUUGGUUCCCAAACAAUAGUUUAACUGACAAGCUGCUUUUCCUCUUUGCACACAGCACUCCCCAUGUCAUUCAGACCCAGACAUUCCACUUGUAUUAGCCUUUGCCAGCCACCUUAUGCAGAAGGUAAUAUGAAAAUCGGUGGAAGUUAAGAUCCUAUGUACUUGCUUCUAAAAACAAGUUAUACUGUUAUUCUCUCAAACCCUACUGUUUUAGCUUAAUUGCUAUCAUUUGGGCUGUGUUAAAUAAUUCUUCACUUUUGUCACUGGGGAAAAUUUUUAUGAUUUGGCUUAUAACUUUUUUAAAAAUGCCAGUAAUUUUGAAUUUCAUCAGCAGUAAGUUAUGCAAUGUUUUUCUAGAUGCAGAACAAUUGCAAUUUCCAAAUUAGGGCAAAACUAGACAAUUUUGCUAAAGACACAGGUACUGCCAAAAUAGCAGUGCAUUUCAUAUCUUUAGAGGUGCAUUUCAUAUCUUUGCUCUUCAAGCAUAACUUAUGCAGCAUGGAGGGAUCACGACAUUCACUCAUCCCCUGCCCUCCCAACGACAAAAAUGCAGAAAAACAUAAUUUCAUGGCAGAAGAUGUCUUCUGCUGGCUCUUAAGAAGGGAGGACCUAGUUUCAUGGCUGCUAUUUCUGACUGCACCUAACGUGUUCAGUGUAAGAUAGCCCUAAGCAAUACCAUUGCUUUGCCCAUGAAACCCAAAACAUGCCAAGCAAUGCUGAUCAAAAGCCAGGUACACAAAGAUGUAUGUGACCUCUUGCCUUAGUAACUGCCAAUCCUGUGUUUUUUUUCUGUUAGGAAUUUUUCCCAUUUAGAAGCAAGUACAAUGUUCAUUCGUCCUAAUUGCCUUAUACAUAUUGACAUUUUAUAGUAGGGAAGUGCUUGCAAUGUAUGCCACUGCACUAUUGUACAGUUUGUGUUCUCUGGCAAACCCAGCUUGGAAGCAAUUCACAUCUGUCCACAAAGCCUUUCCUUAAAUUGAUGUCCAUUGUGCCUCUAAACUUAUGUAGCAUGCCGCAAUGAAAAAUAUCUUAAGAUGUGUCAAAAUAUGCAAGAAAUUAUUGACUUCCCCGUUGGAAGAAAAGCUUCACCUAACUCAGGAUGUGUAUUUUUAUUACAUAGCAGAAAGAAAUAAUGGGAUGAGCGGGGGGUGUUUUUUAUUUAAAAAUACUUAAUUGUUUAGCACCGGAAUUAUUCUAACUUGUCUUCCUUUGUUCUGGCCUUGCACUGAAAGGAGCUUUGUGACAAAAUGAGUUUGAGAAUAAAGAUUCUGACUUUAUUACCAGUCAAAUCUAACUUGUGGUAUGCCUGAUCAUUGCUUACAUAUGCCAUUGUGUAAAGUAUACCUAUAUAAAUCUAUGCUGUUUUCAUGCACAGCGUCUGCACCUUUGACUGGACUGUACCACUUUAGAGUAUAAGUGGCCUGCUUCUUUAUGGAGAAACACUUCCAUCUCAUAGAAACUAGUUGUGAAGAAAGGGUCUCGCUUGGUAUUCUGGGGUUAUGCUGCUUUUCUACCAGCAAGAUUUAUUUCAGAGUUUUUUUAGGGGGAAACAUUUGUGUUGUACGCCCUGACCUGCAGUUUGAAAUGGGAGAAGGGAGAAAGACAGACACUGCUGCAGCAAAAGGCUGUAAAACAGAUGUGAAAUGAGAAAAAAACAUGAAAAUAGAAUGGAAUGGAAAGUUAAAUGAUGCUAAAUAAAUACUUUAAGAAGAAAA
Sphaerodactylus townsendi is the source of this 6223-nucleotide messenger RNA. RefSeq names its product endoplasmic reticulum metallopeptidase 1 (gene ERMP1). Gene Ontology annotation, biological process: proteolysis. Gene Ontology annotation, molecular function: metalloexopeptidase activity. The record is from RefSeq and is a predicted model, not a curated record. Lineage: Eukaryota; Metazoa; Chordata; Lepidosauria; Squamata; Sphaerodactylidae.